Lolium rigidum is the source of this 1245-nucleotide messenger RNA. RefSeq names its product probable serine/threonine-protein kinase PBL7. Gene Ontology annotation, molecular function: protein kinase activity; ATP binding. The coding region runs from base 1 to 1245 and encodes 414 amino acids. Lineage: Eukaryota; Viridiplantae; Streptophyta; Magnoliopsida; Poales; Poaceae. The transcript has 5 exons. The record is from RefSeq and is a predicted model, not a curated record. Gene Ontology annotation, biological process: protein phosphorylation.
AUGUCGGGCGGCGGCGGCGACGAGUACAAGCGCGAGGAGUCGGUGGUCCUCAUCGUCAUCGUCUCCCUCGCCGCGCUCUCGCUCCUCUCCCUCGUCGCCGCCUUCGCCUACUACUGCUACAUCACCCGCAAGGUCUCCCGCCGCCUCAACUCGCACCAGCUCCCCAAGCGCUCCUCCUCCCCUGCCCCGCUGCCGCCUCCCGUGAUCCCGCCGCAGGGGAAGGAGAGCCCCUCCAGCAACUCCGCCAGCGACGGGGCCGCGGCGGGGGCGCUCGUGGUGGGCGCGGAGAGGGGCGUGCAGGUCUUCGGCUACAGGCAGCUCCACGCCGCGACGGGGGGCUUCGGCCGGGCGCAUAUGGUGGGGCAGGGGAGCUUCGGGGCCGUCUACCGCGGCCUCCUCCCCGACGGAAGGAAGGUGGCGGUCAAGCUCAUGGAUCGCCCCGGGAAACAGGGCGAGGAGGAGUUCGAUAUGGAGGUUGAGCUAUUGAGUCGGCUUCGUUCAUCUUAUUUGUUGGGCUUGAUUGGCCAUUGUUCCGAAGGUGGACACCGACUACUGGUGUAUGAGUUCAUGACCAAUGGGUGUCUCCAGGAGCAUCUUUACCCAAGUGGAGGUUCCUCUGGCGGCAUCUCAAAAUUGGACUGGCCUACAAGACUGAGAAUAGCUCUUGAAGCAGCAAAGGGUCUUGAGUAUCUUCAUGAGCGUGUUAAUCCACCUGUUAUACACAGGGAUUUCAAGAGCAGUAACAUUCUCUUGGACAAGGACUUCCAUGCAAGAGUCUCAGACUUCGGUUUAGCCAAGCUUGGAUCUGAUAGAGCUGGUGGUCAUGUGUCGACUCGAGUUUUAGGCACGCAAGGCUAUGUUGCACCAGAAUAUGCAUUAACUGGGCAUUUGACAACCAAAUCAGAUGUGUACAGUUAUGGGGUUGUGCUUCUGGAGUUGCUUACUGGCAGGGUACCAGUUGAUAUGAAGAGGCCUCCCGGAGAAGGUGUUUUAGUUAACUGGGCGUUACCUAUGCUCACUGAUCGAGAGAAAGUGGUGCAGAUCUUGGAUCCAUCACUCGAAGGUCAAUAUUCAUUGAAAGAUGCUGUUCAAGUGGCUGCGAUUGCCGCCAUGUGUGUUCAGCCAGAGGCUGACUAUAGGCCACUAAUGGCUGAUGUAGUCCAGUCGUUGGUUCCACUCGUCAAGAAUCGUUCUACUUCUAAAUCGUGCAACCCAAAUGCCCAAGCACCCAGGCCACUCGACUAG